GGGGAAAGACUGAGGUGGGCUACGGUUGCUACGAUGAUUUAUAAGAAAAGGAGAACUGAAAUAAAUCCCCAGUUUGGCCUUGUCAAACUUCUGUGCGAGGUGACACCCCCAGCUUCUACAUCAUCUACAUGUCGUCCUUCAUAAAUCCCAGAUCAGUGAACACCUACCUGUCCGGCAUCGCCAACAAGCUCGAACCUCAUUACCCCGGCAUCCGCACUAUACGCACCCACCCACUCAUGGUCCGAACGCCCCAAGCUGUCAGAUGCAAAAAACGAUUCGCGACAGACGUUUUGCGUUUAUGCGGAUAAUUGUCAUCUACUAGUUGCUAUCCCAUGUCGAUCAGGGAUUCGUAUAGAAUAAAUAAUAGGCUUACGC
This is a messenger RNA of Serpula lacrymans var. lacrymans S7.9, 375 nucleotides long. RefSeq lists its product as uncharacterized. The record is from RefSeq and is a predicted model, not a curated record. Bases 129 to 308 code for a protein of 59 amino acids. NCBI's taxonomy places the organism in Eukaryota, Fungi, Basidiomycota, Agaricomycetes, Boletales, Serpulaceae. The transcript is spliced from 3 exons.